Messenger RNA from Lodderomyces orthopsilosis Co 90-125, 1953 nucleotides. RefSeq names its product long-chain fatty acid transporter (gene FAT1). The transcript has a single exon. The record is from RefSeq and is a predicted model, not a curated record. The coding region runs from base 1 to 1953 and encodes 650 amino acids. Lineage: Eukaryota; Fungi; Ascomycota; Pichiomycetes; Serinales; Debaryomycetaceae. Gene Ontology annotation, molecular function: long-chain fatty acid transmembrane transporter activity; long-chain fatty acid-CoA ligase activity.
AUGUCAGGACUUGAAAUAGCAGCAGCAGCAAUACUUGGAAGUCAGCUAUUAGAAGCAAAAUAUUUGAUUAAAGAUGACGUCAAAUUGGCAGGUAAGGUAGUCGCCAAUGCUUUGCCUUACAUAUGGAAGUCCCUGAGAGGAAAAGCUUCCUAUUGGUACUAUUUUGAAGAAUCUGCAAGAAAGUACAAAGAUAAUAAAGCUUUGGCAUUUCCAAGACCCAAGAAGAACCCACCUCCAGUCAAAACCGAUGCCGAGGGUUUCAAAAUUCUUGAUGACCAAUUUGAGGUUGAAGAAUAUACUUACAAGGAGUUGUAUAACAUGGUUUUGAAAUUUUCCUACAUCUUGAAGAACGAGUAUGGUGUCACUGCAAAUCAAACCAUUGGGGUGGAUUGUAUGAACAAACCAUUAUUUAUCGUAUUGUGGUUGGCAUUGUGGAAUAUUGGCGCUUUGCCAGCGUUUUUAAACUUCAACACUAAAGACAAACCGUUGGUUCAUUGUCUCAAGAUAGCAGAUGUUACGCAGGUAUUUAUUGACCCAGAUUGUGCUGGACCGAUAAAAGAAACAGAACAACAUAUACAUGAAGAGUUACCACAUGUCAAGUUACAUUUCCUCGACGAGUUUGCUUUGUUUGACAGAUUGCAAUCGAAAUCAACUCCAAAAUACAGGGCCAAAGAUGAAACCAGAAGACCACAAGAUACAGAUUCCAGUGCAUGUGCUUUGAUUUAUACAUCUGGUACCACUGGUUUACCAAAGGCUGGUAUUAUGUCUUGGAGAAAGGCUUUUAUGGCUUCUGUGUUUUUUGGAUACAUCAUGAAAGUUGGAGACAAUUCCAACGUUUUGACUGCUAUGCCGUUAUACCACUCUACUGCCGCUAUGUUGGGAGUUUGUCCAACUUUGUUGAACGGUGGAUGUGUUUCAAUCGCCCAAAAGUUUUCGGCUACUUCGUUCUGGACCCAAGCUAGAUUAGUUGGAGCCACUCAUAUCCAAUAUGUGGGUGAGGUUUGUCGUUAUUUAUUAAACUCUGCUCCUCACCCAGAUCAGCAAAGACACGACGUCACUAUCGCUUAUGGUAAUGGUUUAAGACGUGAUAUCUGGACUGAAUUCAAAAACAGAUUCCAUAUUCAAGGUGUUGGUGAAUUCUAUGCAGCCACUGAAUCACCAAUUGCCACGACAAACAUUCAAUAUGGAGAGUUUGGAAAGGGUGCUUGUAGAAAAUAUGGUUCAUUAAUUACAUUGUUGCUUAACACGCAACAAAAGUUGGUCAAGAUGGAUCCAGAAGAUGAAAAUGAAAUGUGGAAGAACCCAAAGACUGGAUUCUAUGAAGAAGCUAACUACAAUCAACCGGGUGAGUUAUUAAUGAGAAUUAUUAAUCCACAAGACGUGAGUAGAUCAUUCCAAGGUUACUACGGAAACAAGAAGGCUACCAGUAGCAAGAUCUUAUUUGAUGUUUUCAAAAAAGGUGAUGCUUGGUUCAGAUCUGGUGAUUUGUUGAAAAUGGAUGAAGAUGGAUUAUUCUACUUUGUUGAUAGAUUGGGAGAUACCUUCCGUUGGAAAUCAGAAAAUGUUUCUGCCACCGAAGUCGAAAACGAAUUGAUGGGUUCAAACGCCAUUAAACAAUCUGUCGUUGUUGGUGUACAAGUUCCAAAUCAUGAGGGUAGAGCUUGUUUUGCAGUUAUUGAACCAAAAGAUGAGUUGGAACAUGUUGAUGUUUUGAAAAAGAUUUUUGACCAUUCUCAAAAAUCAUUACCUAGUUAUGCACAACCUGCAUUCGUCAAGAUUGGAUCUAUUGAGGCUUCGCAUAAUCAUAAAGUUCCUAAAAACCAAUUUAAAAAACAAAAGUUACCAAAGGGAGAAAGUGGUGAUGAGCUUAUUUAUUGGUUGAAUGGAAACAAGUACAGUGAAUUGACAGAGGCUGAUUGGGCUCAAAUUUGUGCUGGUAAAGCUAAAUUAUAG